Molecule: messenger RNA, 1525 nt
Organism: Telopea speciosissima
Lineage: Eukaryota; Viridiplantae; Streptophyta; Magnoliopsida; Proteales; Proteaceae
Product: protein LAX PANICLE 2-like
Exons: 4
Coding region: 199-1512 (437 amino acids)
Biological process (GO): multicellular organism development
Source: RefSeq, a predicted model, not a curated record
CAACCCCAAGGCCGACUCAACACCCCCAGAAAAAAGUGUCCAUGGCAAUAACAGCAACAGAUCCCUUUUUCCCAUCUGAAUACGCAACAACAACUAAUUGUCACAAAUAUCCCUCCAUCGAAUGGCUAAUGUUGGGAAAGACAAAGAAGAACAGAAAAGACGCUGGCGAUUUCGGUUUCUCUCGGGGGGCUAUACAAUAUGACCAUGGUUCCUGUUCCAACAACCCUUUUUAAUCAGCAACACUACGAUGAUGGUGGUGGUGGUGCCGGUGGAAGUAGCGGUGGUGUUGGCGUUGGCAUUGGCAUUGGUGGCGGCGCUUGUGGAGACUGUUUUGCUACUGGUGGGAGCUUCGGUCAUCUUAUGAAUCAAAUAGCAGCCGGGGGUUAUGAAUAUGGUAACCCUUGUAGCGAGGUCGAGGCGUGCAUAGGAUCCGAUCCGGUUGAAGUUGGGGCUGGAACCACUGGGAUUGGGAUUGCACACAAUCACAUGGCCGAAGACGAGUCUAGAAGUAGUAGUAGCCUUAACGAAGCCGGCUCAAGCUCCAAGGGUGGUGUUGGUGUUGGUGGUGGUAGUGGUUCUGGUGGUUCUCUUCAUCAGGAAGAGCGUGGUGAUGAAGGGUGGCUUCAAUUGGGCAUUGGUGGUGCCAGUCGAACGGACCCCAAGCUUAAGGAUCCUCUCGAACCACCCACCGGAACUAGACGACCCGGAUUGGUCGAGCUCGAUCUAUUAACCCCAGGUGGUGGUAGCGGUGGUGGCGGCGGCGGUGGUAGGGGUGGCAGUGCACAACAACACAUGGUUAAUAAAGCGAAGGACCCAAUAUUCUGCACGACCGAAUUCCGAACUCCUCGUCCACCAAUCGCAAUAACACCAUCUCCUCCUCCUCCUCCUCCUCCUUUGUUCUUGCAACACCAAUUCCCAAACCCAAUCCCAAGAGCUACUAGCUUAACUAGCUUAACUAGCUUAACCGGUUUAAGCUUUCCUCACCAACCAGAGUUUCCUUGGGGAUAUAACAGGUCUAACCCUAAUCCUCCAUGGACUACUACAUCAUCUUCCUCUCCUUCUUCUUCUUCCGCUACUCCCUCUUCUUCAAUGCUUCCAGUGCCUUAUUUUGCCCGACACCCGGGCCUAGAUUUGGCCGGUCCAAGCUCGAGCUCCUCCGAUAUCCGAGUCAUCGAUGCUCCACCUAGACCACAUUCCGGUAUUUGGUUUGUGCUUCAAGCCUCUCAAAAUCAAGCAAAAGAACCCUUUUUGGCUCAGAUAACAAAGACCUUCCUCAGAAUCAAGGAUGGCAGAAUGACAGUUCGAUUGCUGAUGAAAUAUGUGGUUAACAAGCUGAGAUUGGAUAACGAAUCAGAGGUAGAGAUAAGAUGUAGAGGGCAAGAGCUACUGCCAUUCUGGACUUUACAACAUGUUAGGGAUACCAUAUGGAGGUCAAGGGACUCCGUGACUUUGCUUCCUGACUCCUCAGCCGCAGAUCAUGUCAUGAUUCUACAAUAUGGUAGGAGCCCUUAAUUAAAGAGAUGGU